AUGAGCUCCUGGCUAGAGGGUAAAGCUGUGGGCCACAGCACGCCAACAACCAUAAAUGAACCGACAACAUCCGCUAAAGCCAUGGGGCAAAAGCGCACUAAUAAAGGCCCAUCAAGGUAUAAGCUCUACCAGAGGUCUCUCGCUAUCCUUGGCAGGAUUCGUAAGAACGAGAGCGAAGGUAAAGCUCAUCCCAAAGAUGAGGCUGACAAGGCAAGGUGUCAAAAGGUGGUGGACGAAUACCUGACAUUCCAAACCGCCCGAAAGACAGAGGCCAAAAAACGUAACCGUUCGCAGGACGAAAACAAGAGGGCAACAAAGAAGCACAAGAUCUCAGAUCAGGGUGCGGUUGUCCCCAAACUUACCAAACAAUUCAGUGAGGUGGCACGGGACCAUCUUCAAAUGGCACCGGUGGACGAAACUUCCAACCGCGGCAAGCCUGUGCUUGACAAAUGGUCGGAGAUUGAGGCUCGGUUGUCUCGCAUAAUCGUCGACCAUGUCAUGGCGAACCCGGAGGGUCAAUCCCCAGGUUUCGACUCGGUGGAAGUGGUUCGCGGUUGCCGGGUAAUCAAAUGUGAUGACCAGUACUCAUUGCAUUUCCUGACAAACGCGAUUGGCGAAAUUCAGAACAGCUGGGAUGGCUUGAGGCUCAAGCUCAUUCCAGCUAGCGAGAUACCACGAAGGCCGAAGGCUCGCAUCUGGAGUUUGAAGCCAAUCAGUUGA
This is a messenger RNA of Anastrepha ludens (Mexican fruit fly), 720 nucleotides long. RefSeq lists its product as uncharacterized. The coding region runs from base 1 to 720 and encodes 239 amino acids. NCBI's taxonomy places the organism in Eukaryota, Metazoa, Arthropoda, Insecta, Diptera, Tephritidae. The transcript has a single exon. The record is from RefSeq and is a predicted model, not a curated record.